This is a messenger RNA of Thlaspi arvense, 1808 nucleotides long. The record is from the annotation of a GenBank genome assembly. Lineage: Eukaryota; Viridiplantae; Streptophyta; Magnoliopsida; Brassicales; Brassicaceae.
CAACAACCCAACAUGCCAAGUAAUCUUAUAUAUAGAAGAGAAACAUUGUAUGUGGCCUCUAAGCCAUCAGACCAUAUCCGCAGACACAUCUGAUCUCGUCUUUCGAAUCUCUUCUUCACAUUUCUCUCACAACCAUGUCCAUGAGUGCUCAGGCAGAUCUGAUAUCGACUCUUCCGAACGAUCUUCUUGUUCGGAUUGUCUCAUGCUUGCCUUUCAAGGAAUGUGUUCGUACAAGCGUGCUGUCCAAGCGGUGGAGGCAUCAACAUCGUGACACAACAAACCUUGGUUUCAAGGAAUCCGAUUUCGUGAGCCCUUAUCUCCAAGGUCGUGCUAGAAUUGAUGCUAGGCAGCGCUUUGUUGACUUCGUGUUUGAAUGGGUCGAUAGAGUCCAACAUGGAGUCGUCGAAGGCUUCGAGAUCAGUCUCUCAAACCCGGUGGACUACUUGCAAGAGGUCCAGGCCCUGAUCGCGUUCGCCGUCCGGAAGCAAGUCAAGAACCUGGCUAUUGACUUCUCAAGCCAUGUUUGGAGGAGGACUGGCCGUGCGCCACGUGAUGAGGUCGUUGUUGAGGUGCCUCCAGGCGUUUACAACCUAACCAGUCUAGAGUCGUUGACGGUUAUCGGGUGCAAGGGGUUCGACCCCACGAGGUUCGCAGACCCGGGGAUAUUCAAAUCCCUCUCUCUCGGCUGGAUGAAAUUGUAUGAUCUCGACGAACUGCUAUCGAAGGCUUUUAGGCUUGAGACACUAAGCCUCAAUCAUUGCUGGGGGAUCUAUAUGAUGGACAUGGCAGGGGGUAUGAGGGAAGUUUCGAUUGAGAACUGCGACCUCCCUUACGUUUCUUUGUCCUUCGACCUGCCGAGAGUUGACAUCUUCAAGUACACAGGAGACAUCUUCUGUCUUCAGUUCGACAAGAUGAAUACGACCGUAAAAGAAAUUCACCUGGAUUUUCGGAAGUUGAUACGUCAGUGCGAUAAUCCCUCCAAAUCAAACAUAGCAGAAGGAGGAAUGAUUUGUGAUAUCCUUAAUGAUCUUAAGUCUCAUGUGACCUUAACGCUCUGCCCUUACCUCCUUCAGGUGAUUCCAGAAUCUAUCCAUCGGGAGCAUUUUCUGAGGCCGAUGAAGACAAAACAUUUGGUGCUGAAAACAUGGUUGAAUCCGAAAGAGUUCAAUGGGAUUAUGAUCCUUCUCAGUAAUUGCCCCGACCUGGAAACACUUACUUUCGACAUUCUUCCUCCAACCCCCUCCUCCAAGGCUCGGAAAAAUCCUCCUAGCUUCGAUCCCAAAACAUAUUGGAUGAAAAAGAUGAGAUGUAUUUGUCUGAUGAAGACACUUAAAGUCGUGGUGGUUAAGAACUUUGUUCGUGGCCGGGACGAUUUAAAUGUGCUCAAGUUUCUGAUUCGGUCCGGGGCUGUGUUGGAAAGGGUUGAGCUGUACGUGCCGUUUGGAGUGGACGAGGACAAAAAGAGGUUUGUUGAUGAAGGAGCCGAGAUGUUGCAGCGAAGUUCGAAGCAUGUUCAUGUGCCUUGUGCACAAUACUUGAGAAGGUGAAUCUUUUCAAGACUGUUUCACUAAUGGGUUUCGUUUCACCCAUUUAGUGAUGUCUUUUUUCGUUUUUAAUUCAGUUUGUUGAACUUUGAGUAUUGAUGUUUCCGGGUUGAGUACUCCGGUUUUGUUUGUUUUUGUUUGUUUGUUUGUUUGUUUUGUUUUAAUAAUACCCUCCGAAAAACUGAGGGCUCUGUGUAACAGAGAUAAUAUUUAUAAUAAUAUGUUUCGUGUAUGUUGAGAGAUCAACUACAUCGAUUCGAAACA